CAAGGGAUUGCACAUACAGCUCCGAUUAACAAAUCUGAAUUAUUGCUAAAGAUAAUAAUUAUCUAGAAUAAUCAGAUUUUUAAUAUGUUUAAAACUUGUCGCUCUGUAAUAGCAUUUCCACGAGUGAAGAAAUUCUACAACGAGCCCGUUAAAUUUUCAUCCACGAAGCCUGGCGACGAAACUGCAGAGAGCCCGAGGCUGAAGGAGUUCCGGAAGAAACUUCGUGAAAAAGCACCGAUAGAAAAGCUAGAUGAACUCGAGGAAGGAAAGCAUCCUGAUCAAGAAAAAGAACCUUUAAAGCCUUUUCCAAAUGCAACUAAUCCAGAAACAGGUGAAGUUGGUGGGCCUCGGGGACCAGAGCCUACACGUUACGGAGAUUGGGAGAGAAAAGGACGUGUAACAGACUUCUAGAAUUAUUAGAAAAAAAUAGUACAAAGUAAACAAGUUUGUAUAUAGACGUGCACUUCCUAAGUUAUGAAUUAUUAAAGGAAAAAUAUGGAUUCAAAA
Messenger RNA from Orussus abietinus, 507 nucleotides. RefSeq names its product succinate dehydrogenase assembly factor 4, mitochondrial-like. Gene Ontology annotation, cellular component: mitochondrion. Gene Ontology annotation, biological process: mitochondrial respiratory chain complex II assembly. Lineage: Eukaryota; Metazoa; Arthropoda; Insecta; Hymenoptera; Orussidae. The transcript has 3 exons. The coding region runs from base 85 to 411 and encodes 108 amino acids. The record is from RefSeq and is a predicted model, not a curated record.